AUGGGAGGAGGAGUGGCUGACUCCGGAUACUUUGAAGAAGCAAAGUUUAGAGCUGAUCCAUCCUUGAAAAUUGAAAAUGUUGUCAAGUGCAAUUCGCUCCGUGGAGGACUUAGCCGCCGAAGUAGCGCCUGGCGAAUUGCGUUGUGGGUGACUGUUUCUACUGCGCUGGCUUUCAUUGUUGUGAAAUGCACAAUGAAACUAGGAACUCUCAGAAGGGCACCAGUGAGGAUAUUGGCGGAAGGCGGUGGCGAGUGGGAGGAGGAGAAGCAACCCCUGCUGGGCAGUGAAUACGGAGAAGAAGAUACUGUUUGCGUUGAAGGUAGCCCCACGCGGCCAAGUAGACAGCGACAAGAGACGACUUCAUUCCUGUCGAGGUUGUGGAGCCCAGGAUCUUCGAACAACCAACACGAAGGACCUGCAGAAGACAAUAAAACCGGCGAAGUUUCUUCUCCAAGGCCUACCGCUGCUGCUGUUGGCCCGAGCGGCAUUGCUUCGGGCCAAGGCAGCAGCCGGAGCACUGCAAGGCAGCGAAUUGAGCACCAAACUCAAGUGCCUGUUGGAGAUAAGAAUUCCCGGCAUUAUGGAGAUCUCUACCCAGCGUAUACCUUUCCACUACUUGGACGGAAAUACCAACACUUCAGAAAGAUGUUGGAAGAUUUCCAAGAAUAUGCGUGGGACAUUUGCUCUUCUCAUCCGACCUCAUACAACAAGGAUUUCUCGAGCGACUAUCCACUGCCGGAUGGAACGGGCAACAUUACUGUUUAUGUGAAGGCUAUUGAAAUU
Eimeria maxima is the source of this 783-nucleotide messenger RNA. RefSeq lists its product as hypothetical. Lineage: Eukaryota; Apicomplexa; Conoidasida; Eucoccidiorida; Eimeriidae. The annotation marks the transcript as partial. The record is from RefSeq and is a predicted model, not a curated record. The transcript is spliced from 4 exons.